Messenger RNA from Helianthus annuus (common sunflower), 3394 nucleotides. RefSeq names its product kinesin-like protein KIN-5D. NCBI's taxonomy places the organism in Eukaryota, Viridiplantae, Streptophyta, Magnoliopsida, Asterales, Asteraceae. The coding region runs from base 177 to 3242 and encodes 1021 amino acids. Gene Ontology annotation, biological process: microtubule-based movement. Gene Ontology annotation, molecular function: ATP binding; plus-end-directed microtubule motor activity; microtubule binding. The record is from RefSeq and is a predicted model, not a curated record. The transcript is spliced from 23 exons.
CCAUAGCUUCCAAGUUUCAAUCUUUUUACUUUCUUUCUCUAACAAACACUAAAAUACAAAACCCCUUUUGUUUUUCUUCAAAAAAAAGCUACUUAUCAUCGCCGAUCGUUUGUUCAAUUCUUGGUUUUUCUUAAUACAGCCGGCCAAGGGAACGAGGGGUUAAUCGGGCUUCGUUUAUGGAUAAUACGAAGUCGUAUCAACAGAGACGAGGGAGUUUCGUCCCUCUAUCGCCAACACAAAUGCUCUGGUCGAGUGAAAAUGGUACAAGUAACAAAGAUGACAAAGAGAAAGGCGUUAAUGUGCAAGUUGUUCUGCGUUGCAGGCCACUUAGUGACGAUGACGUGAGGGCAAAGACACCUGCUGCGGUUACAUGUAACGAGGAUAAACAAGAAGUAAUCGUUACUCAAAACACGGGUAAUAAGCAGUCAGAUAAAACGUUUUGUUUCGAUAAGGUGUUCGGUCCGGGCACAAAACAAAAGGAUUUGUAUGAUCAAGUGGUUGCUCCAAUAGUUAAAGAAGCUCUUGAGGGUUACAAUUGGACGAUUUUUGCUUAUGGGCAAACGGGUACCGGAAAAACUUAUACAAUGGAAGGUGAAGGUGGAAAAACAAAGAAUGGAGAGUUUCACGAGGACGUUGGAGUUAUUCCAAGAGCCGUUGAGCAACUUUUUAACAUUCUCGAAGCUCAAAACGCAGACUACAGCAUGAAAGUGACGUAUAUCGAGCUUUAUAACGAGGAAAUAACAGAUCUUUUAGCUCCUGACGAAAAGUCGAAAAAACACAUAUCUUUAAUGGAAGACGGGAAAGGUGCGGUUUUCAUGCGAGGGUUAGAAGAGGAACUCGUAUCUAGUGCAGAUGAAAUAUACCGAAUCUUGGAAAAGGGUUCGUCAAGAAAACACACGGCUGAAACACUUAUCAACACACAGAGUAACCGAUCGCAUUCGUUAUUUACCAUCACUAUUCAAAUUAAGGAAAAUACUUCAGAUGGGGUGGAGAUAAUCAAAUGUGGAAAGCUAAAUCUUGUGGAUCUUGCUGGUUCCGAAAAUAUAUUACGUUCUGGUGCAAGGGAGGGAAGAGCAAGGGAAGCCGGUGAGAUCAACAAGAGCUUGCUUACUCUCGGGCGUGUAAUAAAUGCACUGGUCGACCACUCGGGACAUGUUCCAUACAGGGAUAGCAAAUUAACAAGGUUAUUAAGAGAUUCCUUAGGAGGGAAAACAAAAACAUGCAUAAUAGCUACCGUGUCACUUUCUAUCCACUCCCUCGAAGAAACACAAAACACGCUGGAUUAUGCGUACCGCGCUAAAAGCAUCAAGAAUAGACCAGAGGUUAAUCAUAAGGCGACAAAAUCAGUAGUCGUUAAAGAACUCUACACGGAAAUCAACAGUCUCAAGCAAGAACUGCAUGCCACGAGGGAGAAAAAUGGCAUAUAUAUACCGCAUGAUCGUUACCUGAGUGAAGAAGCUGCCAAGAAGGAAAUGGCUGAGAAGUUAGAACUAAAAAGUAAGGAACUAUUGAAUCUUCAAGAACUCUUCUUUUAUCAACAAAAGUUGACUACAGAAUUAAGUCAACAACUUGAAAACACUCAGAGAGAACUCCAGGAAAGCAAGAAAGAUGUGACGGGGCUAAACCAUAAAUUAAAACAGGCGAAUGCGAUGAUAAAAGAGAAAGAAAAUCUUAUACUCAAUCUUCUUGGAUCUGAAAAAACACUCACUGAAAGAGCGGUUGAGCUACAUAGUGAGCUUGAGAAUGCAACAUCAGAGGUAUCCGGCUUGUUCGCGAAAAUCGAGCACAAGAACCACAUAGAAGAAGGAAAUAAAAUGCUAAUCCGGAGCUUCCAAACACUAUUAGCUCAACAUCUCGACGUUCUUCACCAGAUUAUCGUUUCUUCUGUGGCACACCAAGAGCAACAAUUAAAUGCAAUCGAAGAACAUAUGAAAUCGUUCUUAAAUGAGCAGGACAAGGCUAAUGAAGAGCUUCAAAUGCGCGUAAAAAAGGUUAAGGAUGUAUUUACGGGUGGAAUUCAAUCUCUGGCUGAACUAGCUACGGAGUUCAGUGGCCAUUCAAAGACGGCAUUCGACAACAUAAAUUCGGAAGUUGUUGAGCAUUCGUCUGCCCUUACAGAAUUGAUUAGAGGAGCUUCAGUCAAAGUCGGUGACAUACUUGUUGAUUUGCAUAGUAACCUUAACGAACAAGAGCAAAGUAUAUCUUCAUUUUGGCAACGACAACAUGAGAGCCAGUUGAGAGCAUAUCAGACAACUCAAUCGGCAUCUAGUAUUACUGUUAACUUCUUCAAGACUCUGAGCAAGGACAUCUUCACAGUGAUUCAAACGGUGGAAGAAGCACGAACUAUAUACGACCAGAAAUUAAGCGAAUUCAAGAAAAAGUUUGAGGACUAUGCCGAUGCUGAAGACAAACAACUGUUGGACAAAAUGGCAGAACUUUUAGCAAAUUCAAACACUAAAAAGAAACAAAUGGUUCAAACCGAACUAGAUGAUAUUAGCGGUUAUAUCGGCAGCAAAACCUACACGCUUCAUAACAAGAUGUCAAACAUGCAUGCUCUCACUUCCUCCACAGAAGACGAAUUUACAAGUUUCGUGGGAAAAAUAAAGAAACAUUAUGAUGAGGAUGAAAACUCGAUCCAGAAUGGGAAGAUUGGUUUGACAUCCAUGCUCCAAAGCUGGAUAACCAAGGCAAGAAUGGGUGAUCAACAUUGGAGGCAAGUCCAAGAAUCUCUAAGCGGAUUACAAAAAAGACAUAUAGAAUCUGUGGAUUCCAAAAUCAAGGGCGCCCUCGAAACCAACCAAACGGUUUACACUAGAUUUUCAUCCAUGGCUUCGUCAACACUUGAAGAAGUAGAUAUUGCACAAAGUGGCUCUCUCACAUCCAUUGAAUAUCUAUUGAGGUUUAAUCAUGAAGAAAAUGAGGGGAUAAAUUCCCUAACAAGAAUUUCUCGUGACGCUAUGAAAGUUAUGGAGACUGCUCAUUCUGACAAAAUAACCGAGAUCACGAAAGACGUUGAAAAGUGCUUGAUAAAUGACUACAAAGUGGAUGAUUCUGUGUUCUCGACACCAAAUAUCUGUAAAAAGUCAAACAAAGUCAACACAGAAGAAUUCAAAACUCCACCAUUUGAGGUUUUGAUGGAUGCAUUUAGAAAAGCCCAAUCAGAAAAACAAGAAAAUGGGGAUUUAAAUGCAAUUUCCAUUGGAGCUACUAAUGGAAGCUACUCAAGAGCAUACUCAACAUAGACGUUAACAAGAUCUUGAUAUGAUAUGAUACGAUAUUAACAUAUUUAAUGUAAGUAUAGAUGUUUCAUAGGACAAAUACGGAUCAUUUUCGAUAUAAAUUUGCUGGAAUAUAUGUUCAUAACCGGAGUUUAGCGUGAUAUCGUCGCCAAAGA